AUGUACAACCCUGUGAAAGAGCGACGACUCAAGUUGGGGCUGUUCAUCGCCAUCGGCUUCAUCAACGUCAGCGUCUUCUGCGUCUGGAUCCCUGCCCGGCUACAAAUCAGCCCGACAAUCGUUCACGUCAAUGAGAUUUGGGAUCGGAUUGAAAAGGCGCUCUUUGCCGCCGUGGACAUGGCCAUGAACCUAUACUUCAUGUGGCUCGUCAAGUCCAAGCUGGUGUCGAAUGGGUUGACGCAAUACAACCUUGUCUAUAAGUACAACAUGAUCACAGUUUGCUUGUCAAUGCUGCUCGAUGCUAUGCUCAUUGGCUUCAUGUCGUUGCCAGACGACGCAGUAUACUUCCAGGUCCAGGCAUUGGCUUACCUCACCAAGCUAAGCAUCGAGGUGAACAUGGCGGAUCUGCUCGGGAAAGUAGUCAAGAGAUCGCAGGAAGGGGAUGCCCCUCUGCCGAUGUCAGAUCGGGCUACUUGGCAGACAUCGCCGCAGACUACCGGGCAGACUACCGGGCAGCCACAGCUCGGAAUGAAUGCCUUUGACCCGGAAUGGCUUGGGAGUGCCAAGCAAUUUAUCUUGCCCCUAGGGAGCCGCGAUCGCGGCGGUGACGGUGACGGCCAGAUGCAAGAAUUCAACUUGGACGUCUUGGACGGGAAGAAUACACCAACGCGGCCCCGCUCAUCCACCAAAGGCCCUCUCGAUGACGACGGCCCUUUAGCCUCGCCUCUUUCCGCCGACCAGGUUCAACGAACACUUUCACUCAGAAGCCAUACCGCUCCCAGAAGUCCCGCUCUCGGAUCGCCCAUGAUGCGCUCCCCAGCUCAUUCCCCAGCGCCAACCGGCAAGCGAGUCCCUAUCGGCGGCGCACCCCCUUCGAAACACGGCCCGAAGGACUUUUCGUAUCUUUUGCGCCCAGAAAUCUACCAUCCACUCACGCCACUCAACAUCCCCCCGCCCUUCCGUAACCCGCCUAACCCGCCAGCCUCGGACACACCUAUCCCCGAGCUCCUCUCGCAGGGCUAUUUCCGCGCUGCCGCCAUCGCCGCCACGCAAACCCUCACCGGCGGCACCGUCGACCCGACCGACCAUGACCGCAUCUUCGACCUUCUCUACACCCGCCUCGCCUGCCUCACCUUAAUCGACGCGACCACCCUCGCCGCGCAGGAAGUCAAAGCCCUGGGCGACCUCCACUCCGCCUUCUACUACACAACCCCCACCCCCCAACAACAACACCCCGGAUCACAACCUCCCCAAACCCCCGGCUCCCAACCCCCCCAAGACACCAGCACCCCCACCCCCCCUACACCAACGCACCUCGUCCCCUGGCCGCUGCGCCUCCUCGCCGUGCGCCUGCAAGCCCUCGGCUUCGGCGACCCGCGCCGCGCCGUCAUGAGCUACUACGAGCUGGCGCGGGAGGCGCGCGCCCGCGUGGCCGCCGCCCGCGCCGCCCACGACCAUUCCGCCGCCGAGGCCUGGAAGCACCGGCUGGCGGACCUGGGCGUGCGUGUUGCGGGUGCGUUGGUGGAGAUGGAUGAUUUGGCGGGGGCGGUGGGGCAUUUGGGGACUUUGGGUGGGGACAGGGGGAGUGGUGGUGGUGGUGAAGGGGGGAUGGGGAUGGUGAGGGUGAGGAGGGCGUUGUUGUGGUUGCAUUUGGGGGAUGUGGAUGCUGCGAGGGCGUGUGUGGGGGGGGAGGCUGUUCAGGGAGGGGUGGAUGAGAGAAUGGUGACGGCGUUGUGUGAUAUGGCGGAUGGCGAGUAUGACGCUGCUUUGGGGAAGUGGGCUGAUUUGAAGGAGCUAGUGGGUGAUGAUGAGAUGGUUUGCGUCAAUAUGGCGGUUUGUUUGCUGUAUGUUGGGAGAAUGCACGAGGGCCGUGCGUUGCUAGAACAGCUUGUGGACACCGGACGAAGCUCGCAUACGCUGCUGUUCAACCUUUCCACCAUGUAUGAGCUCUGCACCGAUAGGUCACGGGUGCUCAAGGUGGGGUUGUCGGAGAGGGUGGCUGCUAUGGGAGAUCGGAUGGGAGGCUGGGAGAAGAACAAUGCCGAUUUCAAACUAUGA
Molecule: messenger RNA, 2058 nt
Organism: Chaetomium globosum CBS 148.51
Lineage: Eukaryota; Fungi; Ascomycota; Sordariomycetes; Sordariales; Chaetomiaceae
Exons: 6
Coding region: 1-2058 (685 amino acids)
Cellular component (GO): TRAPP complex; Golgi apparatus
Molecular function (GO): protein binding
Source: RefSeq, a predicted model, not a curated record